Messenger RNA from Sardina pilchardus (European sardine), 618 nucleotides. Its product is annotated as RIMS-binding protein 2-like. Lineage: Eukaryota; Metazoa; Chordata; Actinopteri; Clupeiformes; Clupeidae. The transcript has 5 exons. Gene Ontology annotation, molecular function: protein binding. The coding region runs from base 1 to 618 and encodes 205 amino acids. The record is from RefSeq and is a predicted model, not a curated record.
AUGAUCGGUCUGGAUGUGUAUGUCAGCCCAGAUGGCAUCAGGGUUGCCACCCCGGAGGAUAUUCUGCGCUGGGAGAAGGAGAAGGAGUUGUACGACCCCAACGUGCGCCUCUUUGUGGCCCUGUUUCCCUACAACCCCUCGCUGAUGUCCCCAAACCCAGAUACCUCAGAGGAACUGCCCUUUGAGCGAGGACAGAUCAUUAAGGUGUUCGGUGAUAAAGACACAGAUGGUUUUUACCAUGGAGAAUGUGCCGGCCGCUAUGGGUACAUCCCCAGCAACAUGGUUUCAGAGAUCCCGGUGUAUGACGGUGACCAAAAACUUGAGCUGUUUCAACAAGGCUUCCUGCCUGAGGCCUCCAGUCCUCCCGAAUCCAGAGUCCGCAGUGAUGCCUCCUGUAUCCCAGACGACGUUGUGGUGCGACGGAUGGUGGCCAUCUUUGAUUAUGACCCCUUUGAAAGCUCGCCAAACUCGGACAUAGAGGAUGAGCUCCCUUUUCGUGCAGGAGACAUAAUCUAUGUUUUUGGAGAUAUGGACGGUGAUGGCUUCUUUUUGGGAGAUCUCCAUGGAUAUCGAGGUCUUGUGCCAUCAAACUAUGUGGAGCCACUGCCUUGGAACUAA